GAGAUUUCCGCAACAAUAAUGGCGUUGUACAGCUGUCGGCGGGCGAGGGGUAGUGGGAGUUCCUGAGAGCUGGGAGCGCUCCCCUCCCUUCCUUUGUGUGUCCUCCAACGGGGAGCAGGGGUACGAAAGCAACAGCCCAGGCUCAUCCCCGCUCAGCAUGCUCCCUGCAUCCCUGGUCCGGGACUGUGGGAGGCUGCGGGCCCCGCUGGGGCGGUGGUUGCUGGCGGGGCCGUGCAUCAGGUGGCGGCCGCAGCUCCGGGGCGGGGAGCGGACUGGGAGCCCCGCUGGGCUCCGGUUGGGUGCUGCCAUCUGCACCAGGGCGGGGGGGCUGAGCGCAGGGAAACACGGCGGGGACGGCAAGCACGUGUCGGUGCGGAGAGAUGAGAAAGAAGAAACGCUUGUGUCUGCUGUUGAGAGAGUGAAAGAAGCUGGAAGAGACUUUACCUACUUGAUUGUGGUGCUUGUUGGAAUUGGUGUCACAGGUGGUUUGUUCUAUGUGAUUUUUAAAGAGCUAUUCUCUUCUUCCAGUCCAAGCAAGAUCUAUGGAGACGCCUUAGAGAAAUGCAGAUCUCAUCCUGAGGUUAUUGGUGUUUUUGGUGAACCCAUUAAAGGUUAUGGAGAGGCAACGCGAAGAGGAAGACGACAGUUUGUCAGUCACAUUGAAUACGUAAAGGAUGGACUGAAACAUAUGCGAUUGAAGUUCUAUAUUGAGGGCUCUGAACCAGGAAAGCAGGGAACAGUCCAUGUGGAAGUCAAAGAGAAUCCUGAAACAGGAAGAUUUGAUGUCCGCUACAUAUUUGUGGAUGUUGAUUCCUAUCCUAGAAGAACCAUUGUCAUAGAAGACAAGAGAUAGCCAGUGAUCAAAGUUGCUGUCUCAUCUUACUGAGUAUUUAAUGAUACUGGUGUAGCCAGUUUACAUGUGAAUUGUGUAGUAUUCUUGAUUAUAUCUUUGGGGCUUUAUAUCUAUGCAGCUUUGGGGUUUUGUUACAGGAAGUAAACCCUCAGGGCCUCCAUUAAAGUCUUUCAUAACAACAGAUCCAUCAUUUGAGGAGAAACCAAUGAAAAUCAGUUCAGCCAUUUCUUAGGUAAAUACUUAUGACAUAAGAAAAUGUCUCUUAAUAAACUGUUUAAUGCUGGGCAAUAUUUGUACACCUAAUAACUGAGGGUUAGGUGGGGAAUUUGUCUUCCUCUGCUUGGAUUUCCUACCAGCUCUACAAUAAAGAAAGUGAUAUUUUAAGUGUAGACAGUUUUCAUUCUGGAUGCCUUUAUAGGUAACUAGUUAAAAUAAGAAUGUGUGAUAGUGAUGCAAAGGAGAUGUAUCUCAAAUGCAUCUAAGAAUAUGAAUUGUGAAGACCCACUUCCUCAGCAAAUGACUGAACAUAAAGACUUGAGUAUUGCUAUCUUCUAAAUAAACAGCAUCUUUACUA
This is a messenger RNA of Coturnix japonica (Japanese quail), 1427 nucleotides long. RefSeq names its product translocase of inner mitochondrial membrane 21 (gene TIMM21). Gene Ontology annotation, cellular component: TIM23 mitochondrial import inner membrane translocase complex. NCBI's taxonomy places the organism in Eukaryota, Metazoa, Chordata, Aves, Galliformes, Phasianidae. The record is from RefSeq and is a predicted model, not a curated record. Gene Ontology annotation, biological process: protein import into mitochondrial matrix.